UUUGCACUAGCAGUUUUGACCCCUCUGUCUCUUCAAAAGCCUCCUUCCUCUCUCUCUCUCUCUCUCUCUCUCUCUCUCUCUCUCUCUCUAAAUUCAUCAAAAUCUUCUUUCAUCAGAAAAAGAGAUUUUAUAUUCUGAUUAUAAGAUUGCUAGUUGAUUCUUCAGAAGACAAAAGAUUCACCAGCUGUGUUUGUGUGGGAUUUAACGACAGAAAAGUUUGUUGAUUGUCUUAUAGCUUGGGGGAUAAGGUGUUUUGUGGAGUUAAUUCGCUCAAUUUGAUGCCAGAUUGAAGAUUUCUCUUGUUUCGGUUGUGAUUUGAGUUGAUUUAUAGCUUGUGAAGGUGGAGAUUCAAGGUUUUGUGUAGUAAAGGAAAUUUAGAUGUGUUGAAGAAGCUCUUUCAUCAAGUAAAAUGACAUCUUCUGAGGUUUCAAGCAAAGGCAACAGAGACACGUUUUCUUCGUCUUGUUUUAGUGACAGAAAUGACGGAGUUACUGAUACGAGAAAUGGUAUGGCUACCUCCGGUCCCGGUAAAGCUGAUGCGGACAUAGCUCUUUAUAAGGAUCUAUGGCGAGCAUGUGCGGGUCCGCUUGUUACCGUGCCUCGCGAGAACGAACUAGUGUUCUACUUCCCUCAAGGACACAUCGAACAGGUUGAGGCGUCGACAAAUCAGGUGGCGGACCAACAGAUGCCGGUGUAUAACCUUCCGGCCAAGAUACUUUGCCGUGUCGUUAACGUCCAGUUGAAGGCAGAGCCAGACACGGACGAGGUGUUCGCGCAAAUUACUCUGAUGCCUGAACCUAAUCAAGACGAAAAUGUGGUUAAGAAGGAACCACCACCACCACCAGAAUCACAGUUUCGUGUGCAUUCUUUUUGCAAGACGCUGACUGCUUCAGAUACCAGCACUCAUGGUGGAUUUUCAGUUCUGAGACGUCAUGCUGAUGAAUGCCUUCCUCCAUUGGACAUGUCAAGGCAACCCCCAACACAGGAAUUGGUGGCUAAGGAUUUACAUGGAAGUGAAUGGCGUUUCAGGCACAUAUUCCGAGGUCAACCCCGAAGGCAUCUGCUUCAAAGUGGUUGGAGUGUAUUUGUUAGUUCAAAAAGGCUUGUAGCUGGUGAUGCUUUUAUAUUUCUAAGAGGCGAAAAUGGUGAACUUCGUGUAGGAGUAAGACGUGCAAUGAGACAACAACCAAACAUACCCUCAUCCGUCAUAUCCAGCCACAGCAUGCAUCUUGGAGUCCUUGCAACAGCCUGGCAUGCCAUUCAAACUGGAACAAUGUUCACAGUUUAUUACAAACCUAGGACUAGUCCUUCAGAGUUCAUUGUUCCCUUCGAUCAAUACAUGGAAUCUGUCAAGAACAAUUAUUCUAUAGGAAUGAGAUUUAACAUGAGGUUCGAAGGCGAAGAGGCUCCAGAGCAAAGAUUUACUGGAACUAUUGUUGGGAUUGAAGAACGUGAGCAACAAAGAUGGCCAGAUUCAAAAUGGAGAUACUUGAAGGUAAGAUGGGAUGAAAGCUCUACAAUCCCUCGUCCAGAAAGAGUUUCACCAUGGAAAAUAGAACCUGCUCUUGUUCCUCCUGCAAUCAAUCCACUUCCAGUACACAGACAAAAGAGACCUCGGUCAACCAUGUUGCCUUCAUCACCUGAUUCCUCUGUUCUCACCCGAGAAGGUCCAUCAAAAAUGGGGACAGCAGACCCUUCACCUGCAUUCUCAAGGGUCUUGCAAGGUCAAGAAUUAUCGACCUUGAGACCCACUUUUGUGGACAGCAACGAAUCAGAUUCAUGUGAUAGGUUAAUCCAAUGGGCACCUUCUGUAGUAGAUGAUGAAAAACGGCAUCAUGGGUCAGAUAGAAUUUUAUCUGUUGGGAGAACUCCAGAGUCAUCUUUCACAGAUCUGUUAUCAGGUUUCGGGUCUACAAACGAAUUGUCUACUACACCUGCACCUACACCUAACGAAUCAAAGUUCAACUUACAUUCAAAUCCAUGGUCCAUUAUGCCAUCCGGUUUAUCCCUCAGUUUGUUGGGUGGUGGCAUGAAAAGCAAUGAAAUUUCAUAUCAAAGCCGAGAUGUUAGGUUUAGUGCUUUUGACGAGUAUUCCGGUCAACAUAGUCAAAGGGGAAACGGAGAGCAGGCUGGUAAGUGGGUGAUGCCUCCGCCAUCUCUUACUUCGUAUCUCCAGAUGCCUUCUCAUUCCAGUGAUGUGAAUGUGAAACCAAAAGAUGGAAACUGUAAAAUAUUUGGGGUGCCACUUGCUGGUAACAGAAACAUAUCAGCAGAUGCAGCAGCAACACAUCAAUACCACAUAUUUGAUUCUGAUCAAUCCAAGCGUUUGAAAGUCAUCGAUCAUAAUCCAUCUAAAGAGCAAGAUAAAGAAUACCAACAUUUCCAACAAGCGAAACUCCAAGGUGUUUCUGUUUCUUCAAGAAGUUGUACAAAGGUUCACAAACAAGGGAUUGCUCUUGGCAGAUCUGUGGAUCUUACUAAAUUUAACGACUACGAUGAACUGAUUGCUGAACUGGACGUUAUAUUUGAAUUCAACGGGGAACUAAAGACACGCAACAAGAACUGGCUGGUUGUAUAUACAGAUGAUGAAGGUGACAUGAUGCUUGUUGGAGAUGAUCCGUGGCAGGAAUUCUGUGGGAUGGUUAGGAAGAUCUUCAUCUACACCAGAGAAGAGGUUCAGAGAAUGAAUCCGGGGACUUUAAAUUCAAGAGACGAAGACAAUUCAUCGGUAGCAGAAGGCAUGGACGAAAAAGACACAAGGAAAAUCGAAAACGCAUAAGUGCUCUAAUUCAUAUAUUAUAUAAAUUAGGUCGAUGUUGUAGGUGAAUUAGGGAGUAGUAUGGUGUUGGGAACAACUGAAAUAAAUAUUUGAGUUGCUUCAAGAGUCUACUCCUUCCAACUUCCCGGAUGAUGACGUGAGUCUUGGUAAUAUAAUAUUUUUCAAUUUUGGACAACCGGAGCUAUAAUAUAUAUAUAUAUAUAUUGUUAUGUUAGCUCCUCUAUAUAUAAUAUAUGAUACACGUAAACAUAUAUAUAAUAUAAUAUAACGAUGUUUGAGAACAGAACAUGGUGUUAUGCUUUUGGUCUCAAGUCGUUUUACCCUGUACAGAGUCUGUUUUCCCACUUGCAUGCAUGUAACAAGUAUAUGUCAAUGAAAGACUCGAUUUGGCUUA
Messenger RNA from Lactuca sativa (garden lettuce), 3173 nucleotides. Its product is annotated as auxin response factor 2B. Gene Ontology annotation, cellular component: nucleus. The record is from RefSeq and is a predicted model, not a curated record. NCBI's taxonomy places the organism in Eukaryota, Viridiplantae, Streptophyta, Magnoliopsida, Asterales, Asteraceae. Gene Ontology annotation, biological process: regulation of DNA-templated transcription; response to hormone. Gene Ontology annotation, molecular function: DNA binding.